This is a messenger RNA of Laetiporus sulphureus 93-53, 510 nucleotides long. RefSeq lists its product as uncharacterized. The record is from RefSeq and is a predicted model, not a curated record. The transcript has 2 exons. Bases 130 to 474 code for a protein of 114 amino acids. Lineage: Eukaryota; Fungi; Basidiomycota; Agaricomycetes; Polyporales; Laetiporaceae.
AAGAACGUCACAAACCACCUACGGGACAGGCAGCAUCAUCUGCCGAGCGUCAGGGACCCUCCCAGUCGCUUCCACUUGCACAGGCAGAUCGGGAUCGAGAGUGCCGAGGGUGUGAAGGCCUAUGCGAAGAUGCUGAAGCAGAUGCCCGCAUGGUCAGAACGGGCGCACGAUAUGACCAUAUCAGUGGCAGCCAUGGAUGAUGCACAGAGACAUCUUCCUGCAUCUUCCCGCCUUCUCCGGAGUGUCACAUUCCCGUCGAUCACUGUCUUUGGGUGCCUCUUCUGCACCCUGCCAGGCCUGGUCGAUCGCGGAUGCUUCAGUCUGCAUCUCACACAUGACCACUUCCACCAUGAAGCAUUUGGUCCAUAUCACAACUGUGUCAAGAUCAGGUCCCUGACACUUGGUGAUGCUCUCAUUGGAUCUGAGAAACUCAUGGACUUCCUUGCUCAUCCUUGCAUCUCGAGUAGCUUGUAGAGACUCAUCAUCAUUGAUUCCAAUCACUACUUCAGU